Messenger RNA from Corylus avellana, 1724 nucleotides. NCBI's taxonomy places the organism in Eukaryota, Viridiplantae, Streptophyta, Magnoliopsida, Fagales, Betulaceae. The record is from RefSeq and is a predicted model, not a curated record.
UGGAGUUGUAAUAAUGCAAUGCCUUUUGUUUGAAAGAACAGAUUGGCGCUCAUUCUCUCCCUCUCUUUGCCAUGUCACAUCUCCUCCCCAAACCCCCCCACCGCACUCUCUCACUCUCUCCGAGCCCCAACUCCCAACUGAGAGAAAGGAGUGUGUAAGAGGAGGACAAUGGCUGAGCAAAAGCAGCGCGUGCACACCACUCCUGCUAUGAAAAAGAGGCGGGUGGCUACGGCAGCUGAGGACCAGCCCGCUCACAUGAAUCGGGUGGUGUUGGGGGAGCUCCCGAACAUGUCGAACGUUGUCGCAUCAGUGGAUCCGAAUACCAGGGUGAAAUGUAAAUCGAAGGCGAUGGACAAGAACAAGGGACUGGCAACAACCUCAGCAAAGACAACAGAGGUGAUUGAUGGGAAGUCGGAUAAUCCGCAACCGCGUCGAGCUUAUCAUGCUUUUGACAAUUAUGAGUAUCUUCGCAAAAUUGAGAUGGAGCCAAAGAGAAGGCCGUUACCUGACUACUUAGAGAAGGUUCAGGAGGGUGUGACUGCUUAUAUGAGAGGAAUAUUGGUGGAUUGGUUGGUUGAGAUUGCAGUGGCAAGGAAGCUUCUUCCACACACUCUGCAUCUUUCCAUUUCAUACGUUGAUAGAUUCCUUUCCUUGAAUGCUGUCAAUAAGCAGAAACUUCAACUGCUGGGAGUUUCUUCAAUGCUCAUUGCCUCGAAGUAUGAAGAGAUUAGUCCUCCAAAGGUGAAGGAUUUUUGUGAGAUUAGCCCUCCGAAGGUGAAGGAUUUUUGUGAGAUAUCAAAUAAUAUAUUAACUAAAAAGGAGGUGGUGGAGAUGGAAGUUGAUAUUCUCAACUCCCUCAAGUUUGAGAUGGGCAAUCCUACUACAAACACAUUUCUAAGAAGCUUCACUCGUGUUGCUCAAGAGAAUUGCAAAACUCCCAAUUUGAAGUUGGAGUUCCUGGGCUGUUAUCUGGCAGAGUUGAGCUUGUUGGAUUACGAGUGUCUGCAAUUUGUACCUUCCUUGGUGGCUGCAUCAGUCAUUUUUCUUGCAAAAUUCAUGAUCCAACCCAAGAUGCAUCCUUGGUGCCCUACAUUGCAAAAAUAUUCUAGAUAUAAAGCAGGUGAUUUAAAGGAAUGUGUUCUUAUCAUACAUGACUUGUAUCUUGGUAGAAGAGGAGGUUCUUUUCAAGCUAUAAGUAAGAAAUACAAGAAGCAUGAGUUCAAAUGUGUGGCAACCAUGCCUUCUCCAGAAAUACCAACUUCUUACUUUGAAGAUGUAUAAGAAUGACAGAUUGGACUUGGGUUUAAUUAUGGAUAUCCUAUUAGUAAAAGAUUUGGGUGUGGGAUGGAAAUGGUUAACUGCACUGGCUAAUGUUGAUUGAUGGAUGGGUCCUGUGGGAGUAUAUUACUUCUCAUGAAGACAGACAACGUGGUUGCAGUGGUACCAGGUUUUGGGAUGGCUAAAUUUCUGGUGGAGAGGAUGGGCCACAUUCUAAAUGGUUAAGCCUUUGGUUGAUUAUAUGAAAAGUGUUAUGAUAAUACAAGACGAGGAAUAUGUCAUGUCGACAAUUACCUAUUUUAAUUAAGAGUUUGAGUAUGUAGCACUAGGUGCAGUGUUUUAUGGCAAUAAGUCUCUAUUGCCUUAGUUAUUUAAAAGUAUGGGUUUAUAGUUUAUCUCAUAAUAAUGUUAGUAGGUUAUCUUCAAGCAAUUGUUGGAGUUUAUCU